Scleropages formosus (Asian bonytongue) is the source of this 1531-nucleotide messenger RNA. It is a transcript of the gene gla, whose product is annotated as galactosidase, alpha. Lineage: Eukaryota; Metazoa; Chordata; Actinopteri; Osteoglossiformes; Osteoglossidae. The coding region runs from base 92 to 1396 and encodes 434 amino acids. Gene Ontology annotation, biological process: glycoside catabolic process; oligosaccharide metabolic process. The transcript is spliced from 7 exons. Gene Ontology annotation, molecular function: alpha-galactosidase activity. Gene Ontology annotation, cellular component: cytoplasm. The record is from RefSeq and is a predicted model, not a curated record.
GCUCGCACCAGGAAGAGACGCGCAGGUCGGUCACCUGCUGUGCGCGGUUUCUGCGGCACACGCGACAGCGCUGGCGCUGUUUUUGGUUACGAUGGCAGCGUUAGCCCUCGAGACGGUUAUGCUGGCGGUGUGCGUGCUCGCGCCCGCGGCACGAGCGCUGGACAACGGUCUGGCCCUCACCCCGGCGAUGGGUUGGCUGCACUGGGAGAGAUUCAUGUGCAACACGGACUGCAACGCGGAGCCCGACAACUGCAUCAGCGAGAACCUCUACAUGCAAAUGGCCGACGCCAUGGCGAAGGACGGCUGGAAGGAGGCCGGGUACGAGUACGUGUGCAUAGACGACUGCUGGCCUUCCGCGAGCCGUGACGCUCAGGGCCGUCUGCAGGCUGACCCCAAACGCUUCCCGGGAGGCAUGAAGAAGCUCGCCGACUACGUCCACUCUAGGGGUUUGAAGUUGGGGAUAUACGCAGAUGUUGGCACCAAGACCUGCGCCGGUUACCCCGGCAGCUUUGGUUACUACGACCUGGAUGCCAAGACCUUCGCCGAUUGGGGAGUUGACCUGCUCAAGUUCGACGGGUGCAACAUGCCGAAGUGGACCUUACUGGCUGAAGGCUACAUAAACAUGUCGAAGGCCUUGAACAAUACAGGGAGGAGUAUUUUCUACUCUUGUGAGUGGCCGCUGUACGAGUGGCAGUACACACAGCCCAACUACACCGCCAUUCGCCAGUACUGUAACCACUGGCGGAACUACGCCGACGUGUACGACGCGUGGACCAGCGUGACGGGCAUACUGGACUGGACAGCCGAGCACCAAGACCUCAUCGUGCCAGCAGCCGGACCUGGAGGCUGGAACGAUCCAGACAUGCUGGUCUUGGGGAACUUUGGGCUCAGUCUGGACCAACAGAUGACCCAGAUGGCCCUGUGGGCGAUCAUGGCUGCUCCCCUGCUCAUGUCAAAUGACCUGCGGAACAUCGACCCGAAAUCCAAAGCACUGUUGCAAAACCGCGAUGUCAUUGCCAUCAACCAAGACCCCCUGGGGAAGCAGGGGCGUCGCACAGCAAAGGUGAAUAACUUUGAGGUGUGGGAACGACCCCUGUCAGGCGGCAAACUCGCAGUGGCAAUCAUCAACAGGCAGGAGAUAGGCGGUCCACGCUUCUUCCCCAUCACCCUGGCCAUGCUGCCCAGCUGGAAGUUCUGCAAUCCAGAGUGUAACGUCACCCAAAUCCUGCCCUCGUACCAGGAAAUGGGAAUCCAGAAGCUGCUCAGUACAACUAACGUUCAAGUCAACCCAACUGGAACAGCUCUGCUCGUGGUCACACCGAGCACACUGGAUCCCAGACUCCAUGAAAAAUGGCUGUAUUUCCACCGCGACAACAAAGCCAACAGUAUUUUGUAACCGCAGGACAAUCGGCACUUUUAACAGACCCAGAAAGGGACAACGGAAGUGAGACAGGAAAUGAGGUCCAACUCAGGACUCAUACUGAUUUUGCACAACAAUAUUUUUAUGUGAAAUCAAUUACCUUAUGCCAGC